UAAACAAGACUUUCAAUGAAAUUCUGUCGUCAUAUUACUUCGCUGAUAAAAAUCGAGGCUAUUUUAUUAUCGUUUUGAUUGAUAUUCUGACCACAGUGCCUCUGAUUCACACAGACCAUCAUGACUAUAGUGAAGACUUUUGACGUCAGAUGUGGGAUUCGUCGGCACGUCCAAUGGGGGUAGAUAUUAACCGAGUAGCGGUCCCUGCCAACUGCCAACAAUAUUAGCAAUGUUAGCCAAGGAGUAAUGCGCAUUUCCCAAGGACUCUACGAUUGAAAAUUAAAAAUCUACCCAACGGCGUGCAGAAAAUAAGAAGACAAGCAACUGGUAAUUUUAAUCUCUCACCCCUUUAUAUGUCUCCUAUCUGCAUCUCGCGCUGCUUAAGUGCCUGUCACGGUUUGUGCUUAUCUUUUUUUCUUCAGAGCAUCGCAGCUUGAUGCAACCGAGCUAUGAUUCACUCUUUCGCUGCGGCAAUGAGCAACCCAAUCCAAAACACAUCUUCCUUCACCUCUGGAACCUGGAAUCUCCUAGACCCGCGAAACUCAUCACCUGUCCGGAUACCCGAGCAGCAACCGAUCGCUGUUAGCCCCUGGGACAUUGCGUUCUGUGUGACAGGGACACUAAUCUCCUGUGAAAAUGCCAUCGUGAUUGCAAUCCUAUUUUACACGCCCACCCUGCGUGCGCCUAUGUACAUACUCAUAGGAAGCCUCGCCUUCGCGGACACGUUAGCUGGGCUUGGUCUUAUACUUAAUUUCAUCUUCACAUACAUGCUGAAUACGGAAUUCGUUACUCUGAUCUCCGUUGGACUGCUCAUCUCCGCCUUCUCCGCCUCCGUACUUAACAUCCUGGCUAUCACCGUGGACAGGUACCUCUCUCUAUACAACGCACUGACCUACCACACGGAGCGAGCUGUGACUUUCACCUACGUCAUCGUGGCGCUCAUCUGGUUCGUCUGCAUAGCGCUGGGUUUGCUGCCCCUGUUGGGCUGGAACUGCCUGCGAGACGAGUCCUCCUGCAGCAUUUGUCGGCCGGUCACCAAGAACAACGCCGUCGCACUGGCGGUAACUUUCCUGCUCAUCUUCGCGCUCAUGAUGCAGCUGUACUUACAGAUCUGCAAGAUAGCUUUCCGCCACGCCCAGCAGAUCGCCGUGCAGCACCACUUCAUGGCCAUAUCCACUACUAAAGGCGUGUCGACCCUUUCUGCCAUACUCUGUACGUUUGCCAUCUGCUGGAUCCCCUUCGCCAUGUACUCGAUCGUGGCGGACUCUAGCUAUCCAAUUAUAUACACGUACGCCACAGUCCUCCCUGCCACCUGCAACUCAGUCAUCAAUCCCAUUAUUUACGCCUACAGAAACCCCGACAUUCAGAAGUCCUUGUGGCUGGCUUGCUGUGGAUGUAUCCCCACAAACUUCUCUCUAAGGCCAAGGACGUCAAGUGACGUAUAGUCUCAGUAUAAGUGAUAAUUAUUGCCAGCCAUAUUCUCGGUGUUUUAUUUGGUCGACAUGCACACUUGUAUUACGUAUACGUUUUGGUCGGUGUAAAUUUGACUAAUAUUUGCGUAACCAUGAGAAAGCGUGAAUAACUGACUACUCUACUCUAGUUGCCUGCAAGUCGAUUCUGAUCACAGGUUAUCGGGAUCUAAAUACACAGCCACAUGUGUAUGACCAUUCGGUUUUUAUAGACCUAUGUGGAUAUAUGCGAAGUCGAGGUAUGAACUGUGAAAUUUGGCCGGGAUGUAGGUCCUUCGAGUCGCGCAAAGAGACACGUGAAACGCUGGAUACGGGCACUAGGCAGGCCAGUCUUUAAAGACCUCGUUUGUGUAAGUCUGUACGAAUGCAUCAAGGUAACCAUAAAUGUCAUAAUUAGAAAAAAUGACCAAACUCUCAGUACCAAAAACAUUUAUGUAGGGUAAUGUGUUAAAUACCCUGCAAGAGGUUUUCACAGAAAGCAGCAAGUUAAGUUUAAGAUACUCCUGCCUUAGCCGCGAAACUGUAUUAAUCUGAUCGACAAUUACGUCAGUGUCGUUCCAAAAAAUUGUAUGUUUAAAAUGACGUGCAAUGAGGUAAUUUCACGUCAAUGCGUAAUCCAGUUUAUGCUCUAUUAAGUAAGACUAUUAUCGUGCCAAGGAAUUUUCUCCUUGGUCAUUUGGCAUUUCGAAUUAUUAAAUGCACCCGUUGAAAUGAAGUUUAAGGCACACAAACUAAAUGGAAAAGAAUGGUGGAUUUGACUUGAGAUUUAUUAAUGACUUAUUAAUGACAUUGGCUUUCACGUUUAAAAUGGCCAAACAUUAGAAUGAAAAUAGCAUGCGCACUUCCUCUUUUUCUUUGUACUGUAUAGGCAUGCAAAGAUAAACGUGGAGGAAGCAGAACUAAGAUAAGAGAUAAGAGCCGCAAAAGCACAGCCGCAAAACGGCAUCGCAUCAGCACCAUGGACAGCAGUAGACAUGCUUUUCGAAAUGGUGAGACUUUCGGUGAUUCGAUGUAGGCAUAGAUACACCAUUAAGGAAUGAUGCAACCAAGAUCGCACAAAUUGACAGACGUCUAGGGUUGAGGUUGACGUAAAGUUGUCGGGUCAAUUUUGUCAACAAAUGCCUUCAUGCGGUGUCACUUUAAUUCUUCUAUGAGAAGAUGUUUAAAUUUGGUUUUCGAAACCAUAAUGGCGCUUAAUUUAUUUAGGGUUAAGGGAGACAGUAGAAAAUGUGUAGAAAAUAUCCUAUAGACCUAUAUAGGUAACACUGAAUACUGUUUUUUAGCAGUAGGCGAUUUGGUCAAAUGUGAAAUGGUGAAUAAAUUUUAUGCAGUACUAAUAUAAAAAUUAGGCCUAGUUCAUAUAUAUAUAUACUGAUACAGUGUAUUUUUUCAUAUGACUCGGCUUCUCCCUAUGCCAGUCAUUUGGUAAGGGAAUAGACCAUGACACAAUGACAUAAAGGCAACGACAGCAAAAUAUUUUCUUACGAAAUCUAACUUCUAAAAUCCUGUAAGGCAUUUUGGCACAAGCGCAAUUUAACCACUUAACAAAGAAACAGAAUACAGUGAAUACGAUAUCUGAACAUGAUAUCUCCGUAUCUGAAAACCGUUUUGUUCAAUUUGUUAAUUCUUCUGCCUCUGGCCAUAACCCCCACCCACCCAUAAUUAGAAAAUCAGCCUCAGUAAAUCGCGGCG
Molecule: messenger RNA, 3161 nt
Organism: Paramormyrops kingsleyae
Lineage: Eukaryota; Metazoa; Chordata; Actinopteri; Osteoglossiformes; Mormyridae
Gene: gpr185b
Product: G protein-coupled receptor 185 b
Biological process (GO): G protein-coupled receptor signaling pathway
Cellular component (GO): membrane
Molecular function (GO): G protein-coupled receptor activity
Source: RefSeq, a predicted model, not a curated record